Tribolium madens (black flour beetle) is the source of this 1182-nucleotide messenger RNA. RefSeq names its product diphthine methyltransferase. NCBI's taxonomy places the organism in Eukaryota, Metazoa, Arthropoda, Insecta, Coleoptera, Tenebrionidae. The transcript is spliced from 4 exons. The record is from RefSeq and is a predicted model, not a curated record. Bases 69 to 1118 code for a protein of 349 amino acids. Gene Ontology annotation, molecular function: protein binding.
UUGAUCAAAUUAUUUGGAAAAAUAUCCCAUAGCAACAAUGGUGCGACAUAACCUCAAACGUCACCAACAUGUGCGAUGAUAAGCCCCCUUGUAGACAAAUAACGACGUUGCAUACGUACAGUACUGAGUACAACGCGGAUUCGGUCGAGUGGUGCCCCCAUGAGCCCCACCAAACUGUUUUUGUGUGUGCUAACUACCAAUUAAAUUCAGAGACAGGCAAACGGAUCGGGUGUAUUUUACUGUUUUCAGCAACCGCUGAUGCUUUAAUUUUACAUCAAAAAAUCGAAACUGCGGCCAUUCUUGACCAGAAAUGGUGUCACAAUAAAAUUAACAACUCGUCGAUUUUGGGGGUCGUAAAUGCGCAACAAACGCUUGAAAUUUAUGCCCUCAAGAGUGAUAAUGUGAAAUUGGAGUUUGUUACGUCGUUUCAGUUAGAUGACGAUGGCAGUGAAACUCUUUUUUUGUCUCUGGACUGGUCCACAGGUAAAUUUGCGAGCGAUGAGCCUGAAAUUGUAGUGAGCGACUCCAAGGGGGCCAUUCACAGGUUCAAGUUACGGAAUAGUGAGUUAAUUAAGGCGGAAAGUUGGCACGGGCAUGAGUUUGAGGCGUGGAUUAGUGCGUUUUAUUACUGGGACCCCAAUAUCGUGUUCAGUGGAGAUGAUUGUCGGUUUUUAAAAUUCGAUAAAAGAGUGGGACUGGAGCCACUUUCGUGUAACAAGAGUCACGAAGCUGGAGUCACUUCCAUGCAUUCAAAUGCCCAAAAAGAGUAUAUUUUGGCGACUGGAAGUUACGACGCAAACGCUAGAUUGUGGGACAUCAGACAUUUGAAAAAUUGUGUGUCUUCCGUGCAAAUGCCAGGGCCGUUGUGGAGACUCAAAUGGGACCCCCAUGAUCGUAAAUAUCUCCUAGCGGCUUGUAUGUUGGGCGGGGUUCACAUAAUCGACAGCCAAAACGCAAAUUUGGAAAUAAUCGAUAGUUACUACCAACAUAAAAACAUCGCGUAUGGUGUUGAUUGGUCACACCUUCCUGUUAACAAUUCAACCAAUGAAACCCUUAUUGGUUCUUGCUCAUUUUACGAUAACUUAUUAUGUGUAUCAAAAGUGAAAUUUGAUAAAUAAAACAUCAAAAUCUUUUUACUCUUAUUUUAUUGUACAAAUAAUACAAUAAAAAUUUUAAGAACUA